AUGUUUAAACAAAUUACAUUUCGUUCAUCUUCAUCUACAUUAAAACCUGUAACUAAAUAUACCAUAAGAACAUUAUCAAUGACUAAACCAACUCCAUCAAACACUGCGUCCUCUUCAAAUUCAAACUUGACUAACAAUAGCAAGCUGGAUACCAAAGCUCCUACCCCAGACGAUGAUCCAGUGACUCACACACAACAACCAAUCAUAUUCGCCCCAAAAACCUAUCAGUACACCAAAGGCCAUUUGGAUGUUAAUGAAGUAUUACCCAAUCCAUUAGACCAAUUCAAUAAAUGGUUUAAAGAAGCUCAAGAACAAUUACCAUCUAAUUCCGAUAUCAUUGUUGAAUCAACCAAUUUCUCAACUGCUAGAUUACCCAGUGGUAGAGUAUCUAGUCGAAUUGUAUUAUUAAAAGAAUUGGACAAGUACGGAUUCCUUGUGUAUUCCAAUUGGGAUACUUCGAAAAAGGCGGAAGAUUUCAAUAGUAACAAAUAUGCUGCAUUGACUUUUUUCUGGCCUCAUGUACAACGUCAAGUUAGAGUUGAAGGUAUAAUGGAACAUGUAACUAGAGAAACCAGUGAGAGGUAUUAUAAUACUAGACCAAGAGGCUCUAAAAUCGGUGCUUGGGCAAGUCCACAAAGUAAAAUCAUUUCAUCCAGAGAUGAUUUAAGUGAAUUGAAUGAUGAAUAUACCGAAAAAUUUAAAGAUUUACCUGAUGAUGCAAUUCCAUGUCCUGAAUAUUGGGGCGGGAUUAGAAUUGAACCAUUGGAAGUGGAAUUUUGGCAAGGUGGUGUGAGCAGAUUACAUGAUAGAGUUACUUUCAGAAGAGAUGAUAUUGCCAACCACAAUUGGGAAAUAGUUAGACUUGCACCAUAG
Molecule: messenger RNA, 873 nt
Organism: Lodderomyces orthopsilosis Co 90-125
Lineage: Eukaryota; Fungi; Ascomycota; Pichiomycetes; Serinales; Debaryomycetaceae
Gene: PDX3
Product: pyridoxamine-phosphate oxidase
Exons: 1
Coding region: 1-873 (290 amino acids)
Biological process (GO): pyridoxine biosynthetic process
Molecular function (GO): FMN binding; pyridoxamine phosphate oxidase activity
Source: RefSeq, a predicted model, not a curated record